AUGGAUGACCACUUUACAAGAUGGCCUGAGGCUGUGCCCACGAGAGACGCUUCUGCCAAUACUGUGUCGCUGCGGCUUUCCUGUCCUGUUGGGUCUCGCGUUUCGGUACGUGUCUCAUCCCGCAUCGUCACCGAUAGAGACCAACAGUCUGAAGCGCAGGUCUUCUCAGCCUUCACUGCUCUCCUCGUUGCGACACGCUGCCGCACUACUUCGUAUCACCCGGUUUCAAAUGAACUCGUGGAGCGUUUCCACAGGCAACUAAAGGCUGCCAUCAUGGCUUACGAGGACCCCACCCAAUGGAUCGACAUCAUUCCGUUGAUGCCACUAGGCAUCCGAGCCGCACUGAAACAAGAUCUUGCGUACAGUAGCGCCGAGCUCGUAUAUGUCACCGCACUUCGUCUGCCUAGUGACUUCUUCAGCCCGUCCUCCAGAACGGCACCUGAUCCCUCCACCUACGCCAGUCGUCUUCGCCGUAUCUUCGACGGCAUACGUGCUACACCUCCACGCACUCCUACAUCCCGACCGCACUACAUUUAG
Messenger RNA from Ornithodoros turicata, 537 nucleotides. RefSeq lists its product as uncharacterized. Gene Ontology annotation, molecular function: nucleic acid binding. Lineage: Eukaryota; Metazoa; Arthropoda; Arachnida; Ixodida; Argasidae. Bases 1 to 537 code for a protein of 178 amino acids. The transcript has a single exon. The record is from RefSeq and is a predicted model, not a curated record. Gene Ontology annotation, biological process: DNA integration.